AAAAGUCGGAGCUCAAAGAACACAGCUCAGACCUGAUGAGCUCCUGACACGCUGACUGUUGGAAACCACUCUUUCUGAAGCCAUGUCCACACAAAGGACAAACGUAGCUUUGCUGAUUGGGACCAUUGCCAUCGUGUCCCUGAUGAAACCGGACUGUGUGGCUGUAGAAGGAGAUGAAAAGGGAUUUAAACUGUGCGUCACAUCGAGGCGAGCGAUGAAAGACCUCUCUCAUCACAAUCUGACCAACGUUCCCUCCGAUCUUCCCAGUGACCUGCAGUAUUUGGACAUUUCACACAACUCCAUCCAGAGACUGAACGGAGCUCCGUUUUCUGGACUGUCCCGGCUCUGUUAUCUGAAGGUAACUCACUGUGGCUUGCAGGAGAUCUCUCCCAGUGUCUUCAGUCACAUACCAGCACUCAAAGUUCUCAAUAUAUCCUACAAUGACUUACCUGUCGUCCCUGACAUUUCAUCUAAACUGCUGAAAAUCCUUGAUUUGGCAAACAAUCUGUACAACAGCUAUCAAAUUCCAGCCUCAUUUCAGAACCUAACGAAUCUGGAUGUGCUGUCAUUAGGUAGCACAGCGGCUCUGUCGGUCCACUACAAUGACUUUGAUCCAUUGACCAACGUUUCUCUGCAUCACCUGGUGUUGGGAGCAGGAAUUCACUGGCAAACGUAUGAUUCUGGUGCUCUCGCAAAACUGACGUCUCUUCAAACAUUCACACUUUUUGCAUCUUUUUGCGGAGAUUCCAGCAUGUUUGAGAACGUCCUCGUGGACUUGAAUGUGACGAGGGCAACAUCACUGAGAUUCAUCACUCUAUUUCCAGACAACUGCAACGUGACCGACCCCUUUUUUAACAACCUGAGAACUAUGCCAUUUGUACAGAAUCUCACCGUAGAAAACACCUGGAUCAACAGCUCAUUUAUGGAGGUGCUUCUGAAGAACGUGUGGCUCUCCUACCUUUAUGACCUCUCAUUUGUCAACAUCACUUAUAAUGAAGAUACACCAGACGGGUUUCAGUUUCGCACCAUUAAUCACACAGUCAAUCUUUGCUCAAUUACCUUCAAUGGUGUUAAUCAUUAUCAAUACAGGUACCCCACAAUCAACAUUAGUUUAGAGACCGUCUCAAAUCUGACUUACUUCAAGUUCUCUGGGACCGGAAUGAACAUUUUACCGUGUAAACUCCUGUCUGCCCUGCCAUCACUGGAGACGCUGGAUCUGUCAGAUAACCUCUUAACGGAUUCAGGCUUCUGGUGGUAUCACUGUUCGUACACCUCCGUCUUCCCCAAACUCAGGAGACUGUCUUUGAACAAGAACCGCUUCAGCAGUCUCUCCUUUAUCUCUGAGAAGACGCAUCAGAUGAAGACAUUAGAGUCUCUGGACCUCAGCUUCAACUCCAUCUACUUGGACAAGGACUGCUCUUGGCCUGAUCAGCUGACUGAGCUCCGCCUGGCGAACAACAACCUGGGCAACAGAGUCUUUCAAUACCUGUCCAUGAACUUUGAGAGGAUUGACUUGUCAAAGACGGGAAUAACAGCCAUAACGCAGGAGGAUAUGUCUCGGUUUCCCAAGCUGACACACCUCCAACUCAGCUCCAACAGCAUCCAGGUGAUCCCUGCAGAUCUCAGCUCCCUGGUUCUGCUCAGCCUCUACGUAGACCAGAACGCUAUCACAUCUAUAUCCGGGGAGGUCUUGGCAGGACUUCCCAGACUUCAGACCCUCAAAGCUGGAAGCAAUCCAUUCGUCUGCUCAUGUGACUCCUAUUGGUUCGUCUCUGUUCUCAACAAGUCUUUGCUCCCGGACUGGCCCUUAGAUUAUACAUGCAGCACCCCGCCAUCUUUUGCAGGCCUGUCUCUCUCAGAGUACAAAACCAGUGAGCUGUCAUGUGAGAUGUGGCUUCAAGCUGCAGUUGCUAUUCCUGUAAUAAUAAUGAUAUGUGCAGUCAUAGGUCUGGUCUUCUAUAAAUGUGACGGAGUGUGGUAUACAAAGAUGUUAUGGGUGUGGAUCAGGGUGAAGAGGAGAGGCAGGAAACGCUCCAGCAGGUUGCAGAAUGCAUCAUAUAGUUAUCACGCGUUCAUCUCCUACAGUCAUCAGGACUCCGGCUGGGUGGACGGCCAGCUGGCGCCCUCUCUGGAAGGUGCCGGGCUUUCACUCUGCGUUCACGAGCGUGACUUCGUCCCCGGCGAGUGGAUCAUAGACAACAUCAUCAACUGUGUGGAGUCCAGCUACAAGACGCUGUUUGUCCUCUCCAAACAGUUUGUCCAGAGCGAAUGGUGCAACUACGAGCUCUUCUUUGCCCAGCACAGAGCCAUCAGCGUCCAGCAGGACUCUUUAGUCUUCAUACUUCUGGAGCCCAUUCCGACAGACUCUCUGCCCAAGAAGUUCUUGAGACUUAGAAGUUUACUGAGGCAGCAGACGUACCUCGAGUGGCCCAAGGAUGAACGGAAGCAGCAGCUUUUCUGGGCAAGUCUUAAAUCCAUGCUGCGCAUGGCAGACAAAUCUAUGGUUCUGAAGGACGUGGCUUUGGCCAUUGCCGAUACAGCACCUCUACUUACAGAUCAAGUGUAAGAAGUAAUAUCUCAGUUCUCAGAUAGCAAAAGAAGAAUUAUUUUAAUACACUUAAUGGUACUUAAUCAAAAUCUUGACUGACAAAACAGGAGAUAUUUUGUAUGUGAGUUAUGAAAAGUGAUCAUUUAAAUUGAGAAAUGUGGAACUCACAUUUCAGAUGUUUAAAACUGAAUUGUAGGCAUCUGUAAUUAGAGGUUAACAUACACGUUAAGAACAGAAGAAACAAGUUGUAAGUCUUACAGGAUCUUUUCUUAAAGCAUUUCAAUAAGUCAACAUGUAGCUGAAGAUGAAUAUGUCUAGUCAGUCAGAGUUAAAAUGGUUCUAGAUAUUACAGUAGGAUAUGUUCUCAUGUAUUCAGGUCGAUGUUGGAUGCUGUAACAUUAAUAUAUAUAUAUAUAUAUAUAUAUAUAUAUAUAUAUAUAUAUAUAUAUAUAUAUAUAUAUAUCUAAGUGGAGUGGAUUGCUGCCAAACCAAAUUCUGUUGUGUUUAA
Sebastes umbrosus (honeycomb rockfish) is the source of this 3056-nucleotide messenger RNA. Its product is annotated as toll-like receptor 1. Gene Ontology annotation, biological process: toll-like receptor signaling pathway; inflammatory response; immune response. The coding region runs from base 83 to 2566 and encodes 827 amino acids. The record is from RefSeq and is a predicted model, not a curated record. Gene Ontology annotation, cellular component: membrane. Gene Ontology annotation, molecular function: protein binding; transmembrane signaling receptor activity. The transcript is spliced from 2 exons. Lineage: Eukaryota; Metazoa; Chordata; Actinopteri; Perciformes; Sebastidae.